This is a messenger RNA of Erinaceus europaeus (western European hedgehog), 1394 nucleotides long. RefSeq names its product putative olfactory receptor 8G3. Gene Ontology annotation, molecular function: odorant binding; olfactory receptor activity; G protein-coupled receptor activity. NCBI's taxonomy places the organism in Eukaryota, Metazoa, Chordata, Mammalia, Eulipotyphla, Erinaceidae. The coding region runs from base 459 to 1394 and encodes 311 amino acids. The transcript has a single exon. The record is from RefSeq and is a predicted model, not a curated record. Gene Ontology annotation, cellular component: membrane. Gene Ontology annotation, biological process: G protein-coupled receptor signaling pathway; sensory perception of smell.
UUUUCAAUCCUUCAAUCUAGCUAAGAAAAGAUCUUAAAUGUCCUCUCACAGAGAAGAAACAAGAAUCUGGUGAUGGCAUGCAACUCAAAUCAUCAUCGUGGUAAAUAUACUGUAACUGGUAAAUCCAUCCACUGAGGACCAUACACAUUUCUAUUACUCAGUGCGUGUCAGUUGAACCUUAACAGAAACAAAAGUGAAUACUAUAUUCCUCAAGAAAAAUAAAGAAAAAAAUAGGUGGCUGGGAGUGAUGGAUUCAUAGAGCAGGCACAGGCCCCAGCAAUAACCCUGCUGGCAAAGAAAAAAAAAAAAAAAGAUGGUUCACAGACCUACAUAGCACAAAACAUUUAUAAAUGAAAUAUACAGACACUGCUUAAAACACACAACAUGAAUUUAUUUUUGCUUGUUUUUUAAUUUCAUUUAUUUAUUUAUUUUGUAACUUAGAACCUGCUGAGUGAAUAAUGGCCCCUGGGAACGAGUCCACGGUGACUGAGUUCCUCCUGGCUGGGCUGACACAGCAGCCAGAGCUCCAGCUGCCCCUCUUCCUCCUCUUCCUGGCCAUCUACCUGCUCACGGCACUGGGCAACCUGGGCAUGGUCACACUCAUCGGCCUCAGCUCCCACCUGCACACACCCAUGUACUAUUUCCUCUGCAGCCUGUCCCUCAUUGAUCUCUGCCAGGCCACUGUCAUCAUCCCCAAGAUGCUGGUGAGCUUUGUGGCAGACAAGAACAUCACCUCCUACCCAGAGUGCAUGACUCAGCUCUACUGCUUCAUUGUUUUGGUUAUAGCAGAGUGUUACAUGUUGGCUGUCAUGGCCUAUGACCGUUAUGUGGCCAUCUGCCAGCCCCUGCUUUACAAUGUCAUCAUGUCUCCUCACGUCUGUGCCCUGUUCUCAGUGGCAGUGUAUAUCUGGGCCAUCACUGGGUCUACAAUCCAUACAGGCUUAAUACUGAGACUUGAUUUCUGUAAGAACAAUAUGAUUAACCAUUAUUUCUGUGAUGUGAUUCCAUUAUUGGAAAUAUCCUGCUCUAGCACAUAUGUCAAUGAAUUAUUGCUCCUAAUCUUGAGUUCAUUUAAUAUAAUGACACCUUUCACAGCAAUCCUUGCCUCCUAUAUUUUCAUCAUUUUGAAUAUCCUCCACAUCAGCUCUAGAGAGGGUAGGGCCAAAGCCUUCAGCACCUGCAGCUCCCACCUUGGGGCAGUGGGCAUGUUCUAUGGAUCUACUAUAUUCAUGUACAUGCAGCCAUCAUCUGUGAACUCCAUGGGUCAAGGGAAAGUGUCCUCUGUGUUUUACACCAUCAUCGUGCCCAUGCUGAACCCCCUGAUCUACAGUCUGCGGAAUAAGGACGUCAAAGUUGCUCUGAGGAAAAUUCUGAACUGUAGAAAGUGUUCAUGA